GCAAUAGUUUGUCAAAUCCCAAUUCCAAUUCGACAAAACUCCCUUUUUAAUACAGGAUUUUAUCAGUGGGUGUGGUGUGUAUAUAUAUCUAUUAUUCUAUAUAUAUCAAAUUCAUUUAUUGAUAGAGAUUGGAAUGUCAAUAAAGAAAAGUCAUUAAUGGAAAUGGAGUAAUCCUCUCUGCCUCUCUCAACAGAUACACACACUUUCUAUCUCUAUCUUUGGUCUACUUUCUUGUCCGGCCAUUCUUCAAUAAUCAAUUCAAUCCCUUUUUUAAGAAGCAGCAGCAGAAGAUUCUUGGUCUGAAAUUGAAAGGAGUUUCCGUUUCUGCAGUCCGUUGUGAUCAGCGAUGGUGGGAUGGCUACAGAUAACCCUGAUCGCCGUUUCUGCAGGCGCUGUUUCCGUCGUUCUGAUUCUCGCCUGCAAGCGAUGCUGCUCUAUCCACAAAACCCUAGAAUCUCCCGACCUAGAGAUCGGAAGAGAAAGGGACCUCAAUCGCCAUCGCCAUGGCUUGCAGAGCGGGAUUGCCAGGCUGCACCAGGUCAGCCCCCACCACCAACACCAUCUUGCCAUGGCGGCUGCUGCACCAUCCAUCAAACCCUACAAUAAUAAUUACCAUCUUUUCCAACGUCGGUCUUCCUCCUUCAGUUGGGCCGAUCAUCCUUCUCUCGUCACCGACGCCGUCGAGAAUGGCUGGUCGCGUUUCGCCUUCACCGAUUUCGCCUCUUCGUCUUCCUCCUCGGUUAAGUCCGCCCGCCUGCUUCUCGGCGCCUGCGCCGAUUCCGGCGGCGAACCCAGUCUGGAAAUCGGGUGGGAAGUCUCAGAAGGUUCCGCCGAUUUUCUGCAGAAAAUUAGGCUAAACCCUAAUUCCAAGAAAAUUGGGGCAACCAUGUCGGUAAUCAGAGCUGCUCUGCCUCUUCCUGGCCCCAAUUUGGGGAACAAUUCUUUUCCACAGGAAGCCUAUUUCGAAGUCACAAUUUUAUCCUGCAAUGGAAUGAAUUCCGCCGGCGCCGACCCUUUAUCCGCCAGGAGAUGGAGGUCGGAAGGGGAUAAAAUCAAGCUCAUCGGAGAAGAAUCCGACACCAGAAAAACCCCAAAUCGAGUUGCCAGCAGCCAUAGCCAGAACAACAGGGGCAAGAGUAAAAACGACGCCGUUUCCCUCUCCGUCGGGCUGACCGGCGGCGGCCCUCUUCCGUCAAAAGCUCCGGGGACAUAUCCAGGAUCAGUCGCCUUCAAUUCAUCAGGCUCAGUUCACUUAGACGGGACGAUCCAUGCAUUCCAUACCGACUCCGACGACGACUGGGGAAGGCCGGACAAAGUGAUCGGCUGCGGCUACAAUCCAGGCCAAAAGAUUGUAUUCUUCACGGUCGAUUCCCAGCUCGUGCACGAGAUCAAUUGCAAGACCGAGUUCUUCGGCGCCCCACUAUAUCCAACAAUAUCAUCCAAUGCCGAAACCAUGGUGUUAGUGAAUCUUGGGCAGAGCCCUUUCAAAUAUGCACUCGCCAAUACGCAGAGGACUCCCAACCCCUGUUUUGUCGGGCCUCCGGCGACUUCGCCGGUGCUGGGGUUUGAGGAUAGCCGGGAGCUUUUCUCCAUGGGAAGAAUCGAUUCGCAGUGGCAACUGCAGCGCAAUGCGACGAGGAGUAACACCGCGACGGUGAAUAGCAUCAAGAGUGUGGAGUAUGAUCAGGAGUCUGAGGGUGAACUGUUUGAGAUUGUCCUGGAGAAUUACAAUGGAAGAUCUUCAUCUCCAUCUCCAUAUGGUGCUGCAAUGAAUCAGUAUCAGUAGCAGUUGUUGUGUUAAUGAUAUGAGCUUUGAUUGUUGCAGAAUUUUUUGGUGUUUGUUAGGAAGGACUUUUGGUGAAUCCAAUCCAUUGAUGUAUAGAGAUUCUUGCACAGGGAAAUACAAAAGAUUUUUUUUUU
This is a messenger RNA of Andrographis paniculata, 1920 nucleotides long. RefSeq lists its product as uncharacterized. The record is from RefSeq and is a predicted model, not a curated record. The coding region runs from base 347 to 1786 and encodes 479 amino acids. The transcript has 2 exons. Gene Ontology annotation, biological process: cell-cell adhesion. Lineage: Eukaryota; Viridiplantae; Streptophyta; Magnoliopsida; Lamiales; Acanthaceae.